ACAUCUAAUACUACUCCUACUCUACUAAAUACAUACUCUAGUACAAUAACAAACUCAUCCAUUCAUUGCAUGGAAAAUAAAAAAUAAAACGCCUUAAACGGUGAAUUAAAAGGCAGCAUGGCAUAACCCCACACAUUAAUUAAUUAAGCCUUAUUAAAAAAAAAGAAAAAAAAAAAAGAAAGUUGCAAUAGAUAAAUACUCCGUAAUAAUUAAAUAAAUUAGGAAAUUUCCACCUUGACUUCAUCUAUAUAUAUUCACUCAAAUUAAACAACUUCCUCGUUCGAUCAAAUAUUAAUUCCCUCUCUCUUAAAAUACUUUUCUUACCCUCCAAACAAACCCUUAUUGUUUAUUUCCUACAACUUCCUAAAAAUAACAUACCCAUAAUUCUGAAAUUAGAAAUUUCAUCUUUUACUAGCAAAUUCACUCAUGGGUGAGAAACAAGAUGGAGAUCAGAAGAACAAUGAUGGACCCAAAAAGGGCGGUGGCGGUGGCGGUGGUGACGGCGGUUCAACCACCGUGGUUUUGAAGUUUGAUAUGCAUUGUGAAGGUUGUGCUAAGAAAGUCCGACGAUCAAUCAAGAAUUUUAAUGGAGUGGAAAGUAUAAAGACGGAUUGUUCAGCAGGCAAACUAACGGUGGUUGGGAAAGUGGACCCAGUAAAGAUUAAGGAAAGAGUGGAGGAGAAAACUAAGAAGAAGGUGGAAUUGUUAUCUUUUCAACCAAAUAAACCGCCUAAUAAGGAAGGCAGCGGCGGUGGCGGAGGUGGUGAGAAAAAGUCCGAUGGCGGUGGCAGCGGUGGUGGUGAGAAAAAGUCAGAAGCAAAAUCUGACGAUAAGAAGUCUGAGGAUAAGAAGGAGAAAGAGAAGGAAAAGCCUAAAGAGCCUCAAGUCGCUACCGUAUUAUUGAAGACGAGGGUACACUGUGAAGGAUGUGCUCAGAAAAUUAAGAAAAUUGUCGCCAAGUGUGAUGGUGUACAAGAUGUUAAUGUGGACUUACAAAAGGAUACAAUUACGGUCAAGGGGUCAAUGAACAUGAAAGAGAUGUUACCUUACUUGAAUGUAAAGCUAAAGAGAAAUGUAGAGCUUGCUGCUCCGGCAAAGAAGGAUGAAGGAGCUGGCGGGGACAAGAAAGGCAAGGAAGGUGGCAGAGAUAAAGAAAAACCUAAAGAAGGUGGUGGUGGUGGUGGAACAUCUGAUAAGCCGAAAGAAGGUGGUGAAAAGACUAAAGGAGGUGGUGAGAACAUGGAAGGCGGUGGUGGAGGACAAAAGAAAGACAGGGGAGAAGGAAAGGCAGAAAAUGUGACUAAAAUCGAGGUUAACAAAAUGGAGUAUAAUCCUUAUGCUUAUGGGUUUGGUGCUCAUGCAUACACUUAUGACCCAAGGCAGCAUGGGGAAAGCAGCAGCUAUAGUCACCAAGUUACAGACUAUUGGCACGAACCCGAGUACUCUCAGCCACCCCAGAUGUUCAGUGAUGAGAAUCCGAACGCCUGCUCUAUUAUGUGAUCGGGUUAGGAUAUGGAUUGUUUUGGUUUAGUCUAGUUCUACCACUUAUUAAACUUGUAUAUACUUAAUUAGUGAGGCAAAUCUUUAUGGAGGAUGAUAAUAUAUCUAACAAGAGCUGAGCUACCUAGCCCUUUUCUGUUCUUUUUCUCUUGGAAAAUUUUAUGUAUUAGCAUGGGAGUGGAAAGGAGAUUACUUCAAUACUUAUGUAAAAUUUUGUGUUGGUAAGAAAGGAAAAGAGGUGGUAAAAUGACUGAAGUUUUAUAGAAAUGUUUUUGCUUUUGUACAUA
Chenopodium quinoa (quinoa) is the source of this 1787-nucleotide messenger RNA. Its product is annotated as heavy metal-associated isoprenylated plant protein 6-like. NCBI's taxonomy places the organism in Eukaryota, Viridiplantae, Streptophyta, Magnoliopsida, Caryophyllales, Amaranthaceae. The record is from RefSeq and is a predicted model, not a curated record. Bases 427 to 1500 code for a protein of 357 amino acids. The transcript is spliced from 5 exons. Gene Ontology annotation, molecular function: metal ion binding.